This is a messenger RNA of Eruca vesicaria subsp. sativa (arugula), 1713 nucleotides long. The record is from the annotation of a GenBank genome assembly. Lineage: Eukaryota; Viridiplantae; Streptophyta; Magnoliopsida; Brassicales; Brassicaceae.
CUCAGAAAGCAUCUCAGUCUAUUAUUAUUUUUUUCCAUUAUAGAGCUCCGAGAAACAGACACGACAUAAUCACAGCUAAAAGCUCUGUUUCUUGGUUCCUUAAUUCUUUAAUUCUUUUUUCUUUAAGAUUGUAUUCUUCUUUUACUUUAUAUUCUCUGGUAGAUUAUCUACCGUAGAUAUAUAUCAUCAAGCAGUGUUUAUUUUGUAUCAUCUCUUUCUUUUUGAAUUUAUUUGUAUCUUUCAACUCCGGAGAUCGAGUUCCUGAUCGGUGCUAAAAGGAAGUCCAAGAAGAUGUGGUGGAUGAUGGGUGAAAACGGUGGUCACUACUGUUCUAAAAAGUCAGAUGAUCUAUGCGGCACACAGGAAUCAGAUCGAGGCUUUGGCAUCACCAGACUAUGUUGCAUGUUGCGUGGUGUGGACUUAAAGUCAAUCACAUUCCUCUUAGUAAUCGUCCCAUUAUGUGUCAUCGGUGUAUACAUUCACUUCCUCAAGAUCUCAUACUUCUUGAGACCGUUAUGGGAAUCACCACCAAAACCCUUCCACGACAUUCCUCAUUACCACCACGAGAACGCUUCCAUGGAAUCUCUCUGUAAACUCCACGGCUGGGGUAUUCGCGAAUACCCUCGCCGUGUCUAUGACGCCGUCCUCUUCAGCACCGAAGUCGAGCUUCUCACCAUACGGUGGCAAGAACUCUACCCUUACGUUACUCAGUUCGUUCUCCUCGAGUCUAACUCCACCUUCACCGGUUUACCAAAACCGCUUGUUUUCGCUAGCCACAGGGCUGAUGAGUUCAAGUUCGUCGAGCCGAGGUUGACUUACGGGUCGAUAGGAGGAAGGUUCAAGAAAGGAGAGAAGAAUCCUUUCUACGAAGAGGCUUAUCAGAGGGUAGCGUUGGAUCAGCUUCUAAGACUCGCGGGUAUCACAGAUGAUGACUUGCUGAUCAUGUCUGAUGUCGAUGAGAUCCCGAGCAGACAUACUAUAAACCUUCUCCGUUGGUGCGAUGACACACCGCAGAUCCUACACUUAAGACUUAAGAACUAUCUCUACUCUUUCGAGUUCCCGGUGGACAACAAGAGCUGGAGAGCGUCGGUUCAUAGAUACAAGACCGGUAAAACAAAGUACGCCCAUUACAGGCAGUCAGAUGAGAUCUUGGCGGACUCAGGAUGGCAUUGUAGCUUUUGUUUCAGACGGAUCAGUGAGUUUGUGUUCAAAAUGAAGGCUUAUAGUCACUACGAUAGAGUGAGGUUUGGGCAUUACUUGAACCCUAAUAGGGUUCAGAGAGUUAUAUGCAAUGGAGAUGAUCUGUUCGACAUGAUUCCGGAGGAGUACACGUUUAAAGAUAUCAUCGGGAAGAUGGGUCCGAUUCCACAUUCUUACUCGGCGGUUCAUCUUCCUGCUUACCUCUUGGAGAAUGCGGAGAGGUAUAAGUUUCUACUUCCGGGGAAUUGCUUGAGAGACAAGGAAUGAAUGGUUCUUGAAACUAAAAUAUUGAUAUCACACUACUUACUAACUCAUGAUUAUUGAUAUUCUUUGUGUGAAUUAUUCUUUUUUAGAAUGGCCAUUGUUAUUGGUGCUUUGGUGUAAAUAAGCAACUGAUUUAUGAGUUUAAUUCUUUUUGUCGAUUUGUUUAACAAAAAGUGUGUCAUUUGGCAAAACUUGAAGAUGGUGUGUGGAAUAAUACACGUUAUAGCAUAUGCUACCACAAUUGGGAAG